This is a messenger RNA of Drosophila mauritiana, 1270 nucleotides long. RefSeq names its product glutathione S-transferase theta-3 (gene GstT4). The transcript is spliced from 4 exons. Gene Ontology annotation, biological process: glutathione metabolic process. Gene Ontology annotation, cellular component: cytoplasm. The record is from RefSeq and is a predicted model, not a curated record. Bases 212 to 925 code for a protein of 237 amino acids. Gene Ontology annotation, molecular function: glutathione transferase activity. Lineage: Eukaryota; Metazoa; Arthropoda; Insecta; Diptera; Drosophilidae.
CUGCGGAGCUCAGUCUAGCAGCAAAAGUCCAGCAGUCCGGUUCCAAAGCGAUCUGAUCUCAGUUUCGAUUUGAAUCCCCGAUCUGGAAUUUCGAAUUUUGGAUUGUACUGGAGUGCAUUGAAGUGCCUACACCAUUUUUUUUUUUCACCCACUCUAGUCAGAGAGCACACUGUACAUAGUUUGAAUAUAUAUAUAUAUAUAUAUCAACGAGAUGUCGCAGCCACUCAAGUUCUACUUCGAUUUCCUGAACCAAUCGAGCCGGGCGCUCUACAUCCUCCUGGAGGCCUCCAAGAUCCCCUUCGAGGCCAUACCCAUAUCGAUGCUCAAAGGUGAGCACCUGACUGGCGAGUUCCGGGACAAUGUGAACCGGUUCCGCAAGCUGCCGGCGAUCACGGAUCACGGCUACCAGCUGUCCGAGAACGUGGCCAUCUUCCGGCAUCUGGCACGCGAGAAGUUGGUGCCGGAGCACUGGUAUCCGCGACGACAUCUCGGCCGUAGUCGCAUCGACGAGUACCUGGCCUGGCAGCAGACCAACAUGGGUGUGGCCACCACGGAGUACUUCCAGCAAAAGUGGCUAGUGCCGUAUCUGCAAAAGACGCGGCCAGCCGAUAAUGCGGUGAAUCUCGCCAGCAAGCAGCUGGAGCACACGCUCAACGAGUUCGAGCAGCUCUUCCUCAACUCCCGCAAGUUCAUGAUGGGCGACAACAUAUCGUAUGCGGAUCUCAGCGCCAUCUGCGAGAUCGAUCAGCCAAAAUCCAUUGGCUACAAUGCGUUCCAGAAUCGCAACAAGCUGGCGCGUUGGUAUGAGACGGUGCGCGAGGAGCUGGGUCCCCACUACAAGGAGGUGCUGGGCGAGUUCGAGGCCAAGCUGAAGGGCAGUGGCAGUGGGCAGCAGCAGGGCGUCGCCCAGGCGGUGAAGCAAUAGCCGGCUAAGCCCAUCCUCCAAUCUUGUUUAGUUCCCUAAGGCAAUCGACUAUUUAACCAGAUUUUUUUUUUGUGCCCUACAACUAUUGUAUUUUUGUGAUUAUACUUGCUCUUCCUAUCCAAUAAGUCUUAGCCUUCCCCCAUCACACUUGUUCUAACAAUACCAUUUGUGUCACGUAAUGCUCAUCUGUUUAAACCUACGAGAAAAACUUAUAUUAUAUAUAAACUUAGUUGUUAAUGAUGUAUUCUAAUUAUUCGUAUAUAAAGUACGCUUAUGAUUGUUAAAAUAUCGCCUCUUUUCCACGGACACAGAACAGAAAGAUGCCCAACUUUGGCUAUACAUUUA